Messenger RNA from Laccaria bicolor S238N-H82, 396 nucleotides. RefSeq lists its product as uncharacterized. Lineage: Eukaryota; Fungi; Basidiomycota; Agaricomycetes; Agaricales; Hydnangiaceae. Bases 1 to 396 code for a protein of 131 amino acids. The transcript has 3 exons. The record is from RefSeq and is a predicted model, not a curated record.
AUGAUGAACAACAACUGCAUCAUCAUUGAAGCAACACAAAAUGAUGGCAACAUGGGACAACAUCACCAAACAACAACAAUGCAACAACAACAACAACAAUGGUGCAAUGAUGCCCAGGACAAUUCCAACAUGGUGAUGACCCAGGAUGACAACACCAUGACCCAAGGCAAGGACAAUGACAAUCAUGACAUGGCGAUGUCCCAGAAUGACAAGAUCGAGGAUGACAUGCAGCAUGCAUUGGACUCGACUGCAUCAAGAGCGAGGUGGAAGCACAUGACAGUAAACGGGGGCAAUGGGUGCAAGGGAUGGUGUCAAUGUGAACUUUGCAUUGCAGAAGCUGAUACCAGAGGGACAAGGGAUGACCACAACAACUCUCAUAGCUCUCCCCCACAAUGA